Messenger RNA from Theileria orientalis strain Shintoku, 159 nucleotides. RefSeq lists its product as hypothetical. Lineage: Eukaryota; Apicomplexa; Aconoidasida; Piroplasmida; Theileriidae. The coding region runs from base 1 to 159 and encodes 52 amino acids. The transcript has a single exon. The record is from RefSeq and is a predicted model, not a curated record.
AUGGCCAAAUCAAACGGAAUUAUCUCCAUGGAUAACCAACCAAUUUUCAAUGUUAAAUGUGACAUUAGAGGAUCAUUAAAUAAAUUUUUACACUCUCGAUUUUUACUUGAUUUUGAGGCCGUUUACGCCACUCUAGCGUCCGAUCUAGAAUCUACAUAA